Molecule: messenger RNA, 1398 nt
Organism: Triticum dicoccoides
Lineage: Eukaryota; Viridiplantae; Streptophyta; Magnoliopsida; Poales; Poaceae
Product: WAT1-related protein At3g30340-like
Exons: 3
Coding region: 113-1177 (354 amino acids)
Cellular component (GO): membrane
Molecular function (GO): transmembrane transporter activity
Source: RefSeq, a predicted model, not a curated record
UUAGUUAAUUAGUAUCACACUCAUCAUAUAGCUUUUUUCCGAAAAGGAAGACAAAGCCCCUCUCACCAUACAUCGAGCUAGUGAACUUGAUUGCGUUGAUCAAGAGAGGAGAAUGGAUUGGAAGCCUAUAGUGACGAUGUUGGCGGUGGUGACCGUGUUCGCGGUGAUGAACACGCUGACAAAGAUGGCUUUUAACGAAGGGAUGCACACCACCGUCCUCAUCGUCCUCCGCCAGCUCACCGCCACGCUCUUCCUCGCCCCGAUCGCCUACUUCAAAGAGAGGAAGACUAGGCCUAAGAUGACCACAGAGAUCUUCGUCUACCUCUUCUUGAGUGCCUUGCUCGGAGCGUCACUGACCCAGUGGCUCUUCUUCUUCGGCCUGCGGUACACGACGGCCACGUUCGCGAGCGCCUUCAUCAAUAUGACCCCCAUGUUCACCUUCCUGCUGGCGCUGCCCUUCAAGAUCGAGAAGCUCGACGUGACCACCGGCUCCGGCGCCGCCAAGCUCACCGGCACGGCCGUGGGGCUGGCCGGAGCGAUUUUGAUGGCGCUCUACCAAGGCCCGGCCCUGACGGGGACGCGGACCACAGACCACCACGCCGCCGCGGCUGCUGCCCACGGUGGCGCGUGGAGGUGGGCGAUCGGGUCGGCGGCGCUGCUGGGCGGCUCGGCGAGCUGGUCGCUGUGGUUCAUACUACAGUCCAAGAUCGGCACCAAGUACCCCGCUCUGUACUCCAGCACGGCGUGGAUGUUCCUGCUGAGCACCGCGCAGAUGGCCGCCGUCGGGGCCGCGACGGAGGCGAUGACCCUCCAGGUGUGGCUCCCCGGCACGGCGCUGAAGGCCGUGACGGUGCUGUUCGUGGGGGUGGUGGGGUCCGGGCUGGGGUUCCUGGCCAUGUCGUGGUGCGUGGAGCGGCGGGGGCCCGUGUUCACCACGGCGUUCAUGCCGCUCAUCCAGAUGAUCGCCGCCGGGAUCAACGUCACGGUGCUCCGCGAGCAGCUCCACCUCGGGAGCGUGGUCGGGUCGGCGCUGGUCGUCGUGGGGCUCUACUUGGUCCUCUGGGGGAAGAGCAACGAGGCGAGCAGCAAACCCACGCUGCCUCCUCCGUCACAUUCCAAGCUCGCGUUGGAUGAAGAAACAGAGCAUGGUCAUUCACGGAUCAUGCAGAGCGUGUGACGAGCCGCUGCGUCAAGGUGAUUAAGGUGCAACUGUCUUUCGGCACCCAAAGGAGGAGGACAUAGUUCGCUAUUUUCUUCCAUUUUUCUUCAUCUUUCUACUAGAAUCAAGUGAACUAUAGAUAGGUUAUUGGAAAUAAUUCACGUGGAUUAGUCAAAGUGGAUUAUUGUUCGAACGGGUAAAGUUUUUUUACUUUUCAAUACAAGGCUUUACACUCCUCA